Passer domesticus (house sparrow) is the source of this 1974-nucleotide messenger RNA. RefSeq names its product zinc finger protein 697-like. Gene Ontology annotation, biological process: regulation of transcription by RNA polymerase II. The record is from RefSeq and is a predicted model, not a curated record. The coding region runs from base 1 to 1974 and encodes 657 amino acids. Gene Ontology annotation, molecular function: DNA-binding transcription factor activity, RNA polymerase II-specific; RNA polymerase II cis-regulatory region sequence-specific DNA binding. NCBI's taxonomy places the organism in Eukaryota, Metazoa, Chordata, Aves, Passeriformes, Passeridae. The transcript has 2 exons.
AUGGCGUGCGGGAGGGGCUUCGCGCGCCGGGGGGCGCUGGACAGGCACAGGAGUGACCACCGACAGAGUGACCACCCGAGUGACCACCGACAGAGUGACCAUGGCCGGAGUGACCACCAGAGUGACCACAGCACUGACCACUGGAGUGACCACGGACAGAGUGACCACAGCACUGACCACUGGAGUGACCACGGACAGAGUGACCAGGGACAGAGUGACCAUGGCCGGAGUGACCACCACAGUGACCACCACAGUGACCACCGGAGUGACCACUGCCGGAGUGACCACGGACAGAGUGACCACAGCACUGACCACUGGAGUGACCACGGACAGAGUGACCACAGCACUGACUACCAGAGUGACCACUGGAGUGACCACGGGAGUGACCACCGCAGUGACCACAGACAGAGUGACCACAGCACUGACCACCCGAGUGACCACCGACAGAGUGACCAUGGCCGGAGUGACCACCAGAGUGACCACAGGAGUGACCACCGAAAUGACCAUGACCAGAGUGACCGCAGACAGAGUGACCACGGGAGUGACCACGGACACGGGAGUGGCCAAGGGAGUGACCACAGUGCUGACCACGGCUCUGGGCACAGCGCUGACCAAGGCAGCGGUCAGUGGGGUGGCUCCGGACAGCUGGACAUCAGUAAUGGUCAGCGGGAGCACGGCAGUGGUCAGCGAGGUGGCCGCAGGCAGAGGAGUGACCACAGCAGUGGACAGAGCAGCUCCGGACAGAGGAGUGACCACAGCAGCGGUCAGCAGGGCGGCUCCGGACAGCCGGACACGGACAGCGAUGACCACCACCCCCCCCAGAGCAGCGGUCAGCAGCGGGGCAGCGAUGACCCCAGCGAUGACCACGGUGAUGACCACAGCAAUGACCACGGUGAUGACCACUGUCCACUCACCUGCCCGGACUGCGGCCAAAGCUUCGCGCUGAGCGUCCACCUGCAGCGGCACGGCCGCGGCCACACCGCAGUGACCAGUGCUGGCCAUGCUGUGGUGACCGGAACUGGCCGGAGCUGUGCUCAGGCCACACUGACCAGCACCAGCUGUGCUGCAUUGACCAGCCCUGCCCAGGCCACGCUGACCAUCCCUGGCCGGAGCUGUGGCCAUGCUUCACUGACCAGCAUCAGCCACGCCACACUGACCAGCACUCCCCAGGCCACGCUGACCAGCACCAGCCAUGCUGCACUGACCAGCACUGCCCGGACCAAGCUGACCAUCCCUGCCCAGGCCACGCUGACCAGAACCAGCCACACCACGCUGACCAGCCCCAGUGAUGCCAAGCUGACCAGCCCUGCCCAGGCCACGCUGACCAUCCCUGGCCGGAGCUGUGGCCAGACCACACUGACCAUCCCUGCCCACGCCGCGGCCUCGCCGCCCGAGUGCCUGGACUGCGGCCAACCCCCGGCGCCGCAGCCUGGCUGCCGCCGCUCCGGCCACUCCGGCCACGCUGACCACAGUGACCGCACUGACCACACUGACCACAUUGACCACACUGACCACACUGCCCGCAGUGACCGCACUGCCCGCGCUGCCCGGCGCCGCUGCGGCCGCCCGGCCGUGGCCAACACGUGCGGCGAGUGCCGGCAGAGCUUCGGGCAGAGCUCGGACCUGGCCAAGCACCGGCGCGUGCACACGGGGGAGCGGCCGUACGCCUGCGGCCUCUGCGGCAAGCGCUUCAACGUCAGCUCCAACCUGAGCCGGCACCGCCGCACCCACACGGGCGAGCGGCCGCACGGCUGCGCCGACUGCGGCAAGCGCUUCAGCGACCGCUCCACGCUGCGCCAGCACCGCCGCACCCACACCGGGGAGCGCCCCUACGCCUGCGGGCUCUGCGGGAAGCGCUUCGGCCGCGCCUCGCACCACAAGCGCCACCAGCGCACCCACGCCGGGGGGAACGGGGGCACUGGGGGGACUGGGAGCGCCAUGCAGGGGUGGGGGGUCCCCAGGCAGGGCUGCUGA